Messenger RNA from Porites lobata, 7006 nucleotides. The record is from the annotation of a GenBank genome assembly. Lineage: Eukaryota; Metazoa; Cnidaria; Anthozoa; Scleractinia; Poritidae.
AUGAUUUUGUUCAAGCCGUUUACUUCUACGGAAGGAAUCAAUGUGAACAGCCAGGAUGACGAACUAAACGCCAAGCUUUACCACAACAGGGCGACCGCACACUUUUAUGCGGGUAGAGUAUUUUUGUUUUCUUGUAAAAACUAAUUUCAACCUUAAGGAAUGAAAAGAACAAUAAACAAAACAAAAUAAAACAAAAAUGAUCAUAGAAGAUUAAAUUAAAAGGAGUGAUGAAAUAUUGUAAUUUUAAAAAAUGAUAUGGACCUCAACACAGUCAUCACCCUCUUGAACACUACGGUAUCUGAUGACAAUUUAGCACAUAGGAUCUUGUGCAUUAACUGAUCUGAAACUUAAUCCAGCGAGUUCUCAGUGACCGGUAGUCCAAGCAUGUCCUGCGUGGCAGGCGCAAAAUACAGAGAGGGAGGGAGAGAAAAAAUGGAAAAGGGAAAGGAGUGCGUGCUAUACGAAGCCAGUUAUUUUGCAUAAUAACUCCCUUUUCCCUCCUUCCCCCUCCCCUUUCCACGCCUAUCAUGAUGCAGGUGAGAUCAAGCCAGGAAAUGUAGCCUGAGUAUCAGGCCUUCCUACGGGGCUAGGGGAGAGGAGAUUUUAGAUGGGGGAGGGGGGAGGGGGAGAAGAGAAAGGAAGGCCUGACACAAAACCAUUCAGCAAAUCGUGUGACACAUCCAAAAUCUGGAUGUGGCAGUGAUUGGAUAACACACAAUACCCCCUGACGUCACCGACCGCAAGAGAGAUCGGCAAGGAGACGGUCAUUGAAAUUUUUCAUAGAUGUUUUGAUUUCAUGUUACCGCGGUAUGUGAUGCUUUUACAGACAGAGACGCAGAGAGGAAUUCAAAAAGGCUCUAGAGGGCGCUCUCAAGUUCUUUCCUGGAAUAAAAAUAAAACCCGAGCAAGAAUUGUGUUUUCAAGGCCUCGUAGUUUAAAGGAAACAUGUACUCGAAGUAAGGAAAAGCCUCAUAUACCAUCUUCUAUGUCCAAGUAUUGGUUUCACAAGACCGGGACAAAGAAGACGAUAUCACUGUUUCAGAUAACUAAGUUCAGAUUUACAACAUCCUGCCGUUAAAAGGGUAUUGUUACUGUAAAUAAAAAUAGAGCGAGGUAGCCAUGUAUUGAGAUAGCCGCGGGGAUAGCCGACAGCACCAAUGCUUUUAAAAAGCUUGACUUUGCUUGUUGCGGUUACGAUAACGUACGUGAUUGGAAUUCGUUCGCUUCCUCUUCCAAAAUCAUCUCACUUUUGAAAUGUCUUAAGCUCAAGCGGGCGCCAUCAUAUUUCGCCAACGGGAUUGACCUUUGCUGUAGGCUCUCACUUGUUUUGAACUUGUAACAGCUUUCACGAGCUCUCUGUGAAGUGGUGGAAUCUGCUGCCGCUUGAUAAUUUCUAGGCAUAGGUGUGUCACUAUCGAACUUCCUAUAUAUUCUCACAGCUCCUUUCAACCACGCGAGAAUACGAGGGAUAACACCAUCUUUUUAGCUGCCAGACAAGCGCCUGAUUUAACUCUGUAAACAAAAGCAAUUUACAAUUUUCCGGGCACACGUUUGUUUACAAACAGAGCGUUGGCGAUCUUACACUAGCACAAUUCCUAAACCCUGCUAUAAUUCCUCAUAAACGGCAGGUUUUACAUUACAAGUAUUCGAAAACUCCUCAUUGGGACUCAUUGGAGGUUUCAGAAAAAAGCGAAAUCGUAGCAACACAAGCACCGGAGCUCGGCCCGACCGUUAAGUUAGAUUUAUUUUAGGCGAGCUUUUUGACACGUGAAGCUGACAACCCAAUGACCGGAAGUGAUUUUGAUUGGAUGGUAUCGAAUCAUGCUGUGUGAGGGUGGAAGGCUCCAGUAAAAGCAUCUGUGUCAGGCGUUUCUUUCCUUCACCUCUCUUCCUUUUUCGCUUCCAUUUUUCCCCUUUUCCCCAGAAACGCCUGAUACUCAGGCUACAGGAAAUGUGAUUAACAUGACUCUUGUGACUCUCUUUUUCCCGACACACCAGUUCUUCUUUUACAAACUUCUGAAGUGAAUAACGUAUACAGAUACAUUCUUUCAUAGGUGAAAAUUAUUAUUAUUUUUUAUUGUUGUUUUUUUUUUAUUUCCAGGAAAUUAUGAGGAUUCACUUAGUGACUACAAGGUUGCAGUAUCAUUACAUCCCACUUACUUAAAGGCUAUAGUCAGAGGUGAGAAUAGAUUAUAACACAGUUUAUCACGCUACACAAUGAGAAGUCUUAUAACCCAAAACUUGCUUUACACCAAACCUUUUAUACCCCUGAUUUAAAUGGAGAUAACAUCACUACCAUUUAAAUCUUGAAUUCUUUAUACAUUAAAAUUUGUUUUAAAAAAUAUGGGCAUUUGGAACUCACGUUCAGAAUAGGACCACCAUAGUUCAAGUUAACCUGAAAUCAGUACAAGGUCAGGAAACAAAGGAGGACAGGGCUCGUUCAUCUCCAUGUGAGUUAAGAAUACAAGAUAUAUCUCAUGGCCGGGUUCCAAAAACUUCGUAGCCAUGAUCGUAUUUUACUAAAACCCUUAGAAACAAUUAAAACAUGUAGCUUUCUAAAGGACUGCUGAUGAGUUAUGAAGACGUGUAAGAUAGAAUUCAGUGGCAUGUCUCAAUUUCACGUAGGAGCGACUACCUGUGUGAAGUUGAAGAAGUUUGAAGAGGCUAAGAAAUGGUGUGAGCAAGGGCUUUCAGUAUCCUUUACUGCCUGCAAAUGAUCUUUGAAACUACUUCAAUCGUAUUUCUAUUAUAUUGUCCAUUUUUGCCGAUAAUGACAUUCUCCUUUCUCAAAUAAGGGUAGAUCCUUUAAGUUUCACUGUAAAGAAUUUUACUUAUACUGUUUCUUAAAGGAAACGUAAAAGGCCUAGUUCAUCCUGUGGUUUUUUGUCUCUGAUGUUAAAUUAUUAUUAUCAACCGCGUCCAACUACCAAAUUGCGAUCGGUUCCAUGACGCCGUCCACCAUUUACAAUGCUCAUAAUUUGUAAGUAUCAAAUGUUAAACCUGAUUUUUCUCCGCUAAUAAAGAAAAAGCCUGCAUCUAUGAGGAAAACAGCCCAAUUCAAACAAUUAUAACAACUAAAUCGUUAAUCACAUCUAGAGAGCGAGUGGUAGAACAGUAAACAACACCUGUUAAAUCUUUAAUUAAUAAGGAUUUGCAUAGCGCGAGAAUCUCGUAUGCUGUGAUCCAGGAUAAUUCAUAAAUUGAUGUUUUCUUUUUUGCUCUUAAUAUUUCUUCCUGGAAAGCUUCAAGCUCCUAAUUAAAUUGUUAAGGGACGGACCAUUAUGGGGGAGGGGUGGGGAUUUUUGCCUUACAAGAACUUUUUACUGGCCGAUUGCCUGUGCAAGAAUUUUUUUUUUUUAAGUGCGACCGUUUGUAGGAAUUUUUUUCGGAAAAUUUCAUUCACACGUUUUAUUCAUUAAGAUAAAUGAAAAUGACGCUGCUUCGUUUUAUUACAGAGGUUGCUCUAUAAACGUGACUUUCACUGUUCAAGUUUACACUUAUGACUCACAAUACUAAAGUUUAAUUGAUGUAACUUGCACAAUGACUGUCCUAGACGGCAUGGCGCCUUUCUUUUGCUCUUAUGCCACCACUAGGCAGGGAAUGUAAGUUUUUUUUUUUUCAUGAAAAUCGUAUGCUGAGAUGCCUGCAUUUCACAGAACACUGUGUAAGUCCUUUUAUUAACGUCUUACACAGAGCGUACUCAUGCGCAAUGUCUUGAUAGAAACGCUGGUGUCCAGACACUACAGCUUAAACUAUGCAACUGACUAUAAGUGAAAGUUAUUUGUAUCUCAUUAGUGAUUUAGGAACAUUUUAAAUUUGAGAAAUGAUCAAAACAUGAGAAAAUAUUGCAGAAUGGCUUUAACUCCCAGCGCAAAAAGUCCAAGUCUGAAUAUUUGAUUAUCUUCUUCGAGAAUAUCGGAGCUAAAAACUCAGCUGUGUUUAUAAGCUAUAAAGUCAAAUAUCUUAAUAUACUUUGUUAUUUUAAGAGCUAUUGAUCAGUUUCUAAAUUUGUUUUCUCUUCUCUUCUCUAGUUCAGGCUGAGGUUUUUCCCUCCCACCAAAACACGUGGUCAUUCUAAUACCCAGGGUACCAGAGGGUUUUUUCUCGCGUAUGGUGGGAAUCUUCUUUGUCGAACAGACACCGAAGCCGCAAGCGGUAAAGCAAAAAAACUCACUUUUGCGCGUGUCACUAUAAGAAAAAAACCUUGACACACCCCCAACCCCCCUGCCCCCCAUCAGUUUUCUAAUGGUCCUUUCCUAAAUAUCCUCUGGCAAAGUCAUCCGUCCCAGUCUUUUUUUAACUUCAAACAAACCUUGUUACAUGUCUUGACUAUCCUAAGAUUGACAAGUUUGACAAGACGCUCUUAAAUAUAAAGCAUUCAUGGAUCAUGAAUAAGUUCUCGGAAGUCGAGGCUUGCAUGAGAUCGGGCACUGCUUUUAAACGUCCAGAUGAUUUCAACAAAGCCAUAGAAUAUCUCAACAUUGUUCUUGGUGAUGUCAAAGAAAUGGGAGAAAAAGUUUUGGAGGAAAAAGCCUAUAGCUAUCUUGCUCGUGCUAAUGCCGGUCUUAGUGAUUAUAAAAAAGCCGUGGUCAACUACAACCUACUUCUUAGCGCUGCUAAAAGCUUAGGGGACAAGCUUGAGGAAGGAAAUGCGUAUGCAGGUCUUGGUGACGCUUUGUUACGCCUUGGUGAUUUCAAAGAGUCCCUGGAUUAUUACAAAUGUGCCCUGAGCAAUGCCGAAGAUCUGAACGACAAGGAAAAAAUAGCCAUUGCAUAUGGAGGACUAGGAAAUGCUUCCCAUGCUCUUGGACAUACUAAAACCGCGAUCAGCUACCUGGAACGGAGUCUUGACUAUGCCAAAAAAAUCGGAAACAAAAGUGAGAUAGGAAAAACAUACAACAUGAUAGGCCAAAUUUUUCACAACCUUGGAGACUAUAAGUCGUCCAUAGAGCACCACAAAAGUUCCCUUGAUAUUGCCAAAGAUGUCGGAGACGUGGUCAUAGAAAGCGAGGCGUAUGGUGGUCUUGGCAUUGCUUAUGACAGUUUCGGGGAUUUCGAAAAAGCCAUUUAUUACCAUAGCCAACAACUUAGGAUUGCUAAAACUGCUGGAGACAAAGUUGGUGAGGCAGUUGCAAAUGGCAAUCUGGGAAACUCUCAUACCGGUCUUCAAAACUUCGAGAAAGCCCUCCAAUACUACAAACAGCGCCUUAGUAUUGCAAACGGUCUGGGAGACAAGGCUGGGGAAGGACGCGCGUAUUUUCAUCUCGGCAAAACUUAUGAAAAACUUGGUCAUUAUGGUAAAGCUUUUGAAUAUUACACCCUUCGUCUCCGUAUUGCUGAAGAUCUGGGAGACAAGGCUGGGAGAGGGGAUGCCUAUGGCAGUUUAGGUGGAGUUUUCCUGUGUUUUGGAAAUUGGAAAAAAGUUGAAGAACUUUUCAAACAACGGCUUAGAAUUUAUGAAGAGCUUGAAAAUAACAUGGGGACUGCUAUUGCUUACUAUGGUCUUGGCCAAUGCUACGAGUUGAUGGGAAGUCUGCCUACAGAAGUCGAAAAUUACCGAUCAAGCGUUAAAGUGUUUAAUGAAAUAAGAGGGCUUCUCCAGUCUGAAGAUCAAUGGAAGAUUGGUUUUCGCAACGAAUGUAACAUUGCUUACAUAAGUCUGUGGAGAUGUCUGUUAAAACAAGAAAAGAUUAGUGAAGCUCUGGCUGCUGCCGAAGAAGGUCGGGCCGAGUCACUAGCUGAUCUUAUGAUUUCUCAGUAUGGUUUAAAAGAAUGUCAAUACUGCCAUUACAGAGGAAAACCUCUAGAAGAACAGGACUUUGGCGUGAUGAACAGCACUUCAUCAAGCACCGUAUUCUUAGCUGUAAACGUGCACGAAAACAAAGUAAAUAUCUGGUUACUUUCGAAAGAGAAACCUGUUCUUCACCGGGGGAAGACACUAGGCCAUCAUUGUGCAAAGUUUGCAGCUGAAACAUUACAGUCCUUAAUUCAAUUAGCCUACGAAAACAUUGGUGUUCGUGGUAAUGUUAACUGCGAGAAUCGGUCUUUAGAUGUGUUACGCGAAGACUGCUCCGGUGUGGAGCGGUCAUCCAAAAAGAGCUCACAGCCCAUUCUCCAAAAAGAUAUUCAUCCCUUGUCAGCUUUGUACAGCUAUGUGAUUGCCCCGAUAUUAGAUCUAAUUGAUGGGGAUGAAAUAAUCAUUGUCCCAGAUGGUCCAUUAUGGCUUGCUCCGUUUGCUGCAUUACUGAAUCCUUCUUCAAAAUACUUGUGUGAAUCAUUCAAAUUCAGAAUAAUUCCCUGUCUGACAAGUUUGAAAAUUCUUGCUCAUUGUCCAGAAUAUCACUCCAGUAGUGGAGCUCUAAUUGUCGGAGAUCCAGACGUGAGUGAAGUUACCAACAGCCAUGGAGACCAGCUCGAACAGCUUCCUUUUGCCAGACAAGAAGCACAGAUGAUUGGGCAGAUUCUUAAUACGGCACCUCUCACUGGAAAAUUGGCAACCAAAUGUGAAGUGCUAAGACAGAUUAGUUCGGUUGCCGUAGUACACAUUGCUGCACAUGGACGCAUGGAAACCGGAGAGAUAGCGUUGAGCCCGAAUCCUGAAAGCCGGAAAUCGCAGACCCCUGCAGAAGAGGAUUACAUGUUGACAAUGAAAGAUGUGAUGAGUGUAAAACUGCGAGCCAAGCUAGUUAUCCUUAGUUGCUGUCACAGUGGUCGAGGAGACAUCAAAGCUGAAGGCGUGGUCGGUAUUGCACGUGCCUUUAUUGGUGCUGGUGCUCGUUCUGUUCUGGUGUCGCUUUGGGCCAUCGAUGACGAGGCCACCUUGGAGUUCAUGAAAAGCUUCUACCAUAACCUUGUUAAAGGGCGAAGUGCGAGCGAGUCUCUUAACCACGCAAUGAAAUGUCUAAGAGAAUCCGAGACGUUCAGCGAUGUAAAAUACUGGGCGCCUUUUACGCUUAUAGGCGAUGACGUCACUCUCGACAAACAAGAAGAAAUCAGGGUCUCGUAA